UUAUCGAAUGGUUGAUCAAAUAAGGAACAACAUGAUUAUUCUGAGUAAGAAGUAUGCUCGCCUGGACCACGAAAAUUUCAACCAAGUGUACCAGGAACAUUUCAAUGAGUGUGUUCCGUACCAACAAGCCGGAUUCAGAUCGCUUCUUGAUAUGUUCAACAGAGGACAAGUAGCCAAGGGUGCGUUCGGGUACUACAAGGAUACCAAUGGCGAGCCAUAUAACUUCGUGCUGACUAGUAUCCAAUACUCUGAAGAAGAUGCUCAGUCUCCUAUUUUGCUGCAAAGCUCCUCGCUUCUCGAACAGCAGCGACACGAAGGUGCUGGCGUUCCUCAUCUACCUGGAUCAGAACUGAAACUGAUGAGUAUUCAUGGUGUCACUUACCUGCCACAACAGUAUUCAAUCUAUAUUGAAGAGCACAAGCGACUCACCAAAAACAAUCUUCGACAACGCGUCCUAGUUUGCGCCAAAUACAACAGGAUACCAUACAUGCCACAGUCAAACCAUUUAGUUAAUGUAACAACUGCUAAUGACGUCACUAGCUUCAGUGCUCGAUUAAAGGGAGAUUUCUACUCUAGUUGGUUCCUGGAAUUACAAGAUCAUUUGAAAACCUUCUAUUACACGACAAAGAAUAAGCAGAAGUAUUCAAUUUAUAAUUAUCCUGGGUUUCUGAAGCAGGGCCAGGCUUGUGUCGUAACUCUUAAUGGCAAUAUAUACUGCCGUGCAGCGAUUCUCAAAAUGGAGAAUUACGAGGAAUCUUCAGAGAUACAAUGCGUGCUCGUUGACUUCGGAGUUGUUCACUCGAUCUCCAAAGCAAGAAUAUUUAUUAUCGACCAAGUAUUCAUGCAACCUCCUAUGCAGGCAAUAGAAAUGCGACUUUAUGGGCUUUCACCUCCAUCUGGGCAUCGCCAAUUUUGCCCUGAAGCUGUAAAGCUCAUAAUGAGUAACAUAUCUGCGAAAAGUGUGGAUGAUCAGUACAGUACUGAGUGCCAAAUCGUCCGAUUUUCACCACAAUCUUUAGCAGUGGACUUGCGGCACAAAGGAAGCCCACUCACUGUGGCGGAAUCGCUUCUAAAGGCCCAAUUUGCAGUCAAGAAUGAAGUCAAUGAGCAGCAGUCGCCUAAUGUGCAAUCUCUGCAGUUUUUCCCGCCUUGCAAGGUGUACGCAGACAUGAUGGCGCUGGACGUCCGAUACGAAUAA
Messenger RNA from Symsagittifera roscoffensis, 1198 nucleotides. RefSeq lists its product as uncharacterized. The record is from RefSeq and is a predicted model, not a curated record. The transcript is spliced from 6 exons. Bases 8 to 1198 code for a protein of 396 amino acids. Lineage: Eukaryota; Metazoa; Xenacoelomorpha; Acoela; Convolutidae.